UAUAGAUACAUAAGUGGGUACAUUGCAUAUACAGCGAGUAUACCUCUUAAAUUGUGUAGCUAUUUUCAGUUUGCAGUAUUUUGAUGUCAUUCAUUAUAGUAACUAGUAAGCACUUAUGUCUUAUACAUACAACAUACCCAUACGUUAUAAGUAAAUCAAAAAUCGUUUGAGCAUAAGCCUAUUUAAUAUACAUUGUAAAAUAUAUUUUAGUUACACUUAUACAAACUUACAUGUCGUAAUACAAAUUAAUUUUUUUUACCUAUAUUGAAUUUUACGAUUGAAUCAAGCAUAUUAAGGAUUGAUAAAAGCUGUACGCCCAAUAUUCGUGGAUGGAAUAAAGAAGCGAAUAACAAAAUGAGGUCAGCUGUGUUUGCCGCCUUCGUUUUUUGUGCCUUAACAAUCGCACCGACCGGGUCGUCGGAAAUCCUGGUCAUAUUCCCGACGACUGCCCAGAGUCAUUACCGUGUCGUCCGACCACUAAUCCACAGGUUGUUGGAUCGCGGACACAAAAUAUUGGCCAUCACCAACUUCCCGGAUGCCGUGGAAAGAGCAAAUCUAUCACAGAUAGACAUUGCUGGGUUGAAACCGCAUUCGAAAUUCAAGACCAGCAACAAUGGAAUAAUGAAAUCGAUAACUCGAGUAAUCGGAAACGCCAACACAUACGCGACUAUUCUCAGUCAUCCGACAGUGGCGAAACUCCUACAGUCCGGUCGGAAAUUCGACUUGGUGUUGGCCGAAUUUUUUACAUCUACACCAAUAUUUGCACCGAUCGCCACAGUUGUAGACGCACCGAUUGUUGGCUUCUGUCCAAUGAUCACAUUUCCGUGGAUAAACGAUGUGAUGGGAAUGGAUACGACCAUGUCUUAUAUGCCUAAUAUUCUCAGCGAUUCCUCGGACCGUAUGUCAUUUUUCCAGCGAAUCAGUAAUAUUGUGAAAACCGCAAUCAUCUACAUCGCGUUUAAUUGGAUUUACACCCCCAUAAUUCGGCAAAUUAAUAAUCAUCAUUACGGAAUACAAACGGAAUCAGCAAUAAAAAGUAUGGCUAAUUUAAGCAUGAUUAUGACGAAUAAUUAUCACAGCAUGUUUUUACCCUUUCCCCAACUGCCCGGAAUCGUUGAGGUUGGUGGUAUUCACGUAGUCGAUGAAAAACCUAUCCCGCAAGACUUGAACGAUUUCAUAAAUAAUGCCGAUCGUGGUGUGAUCUUAUUCAGUUUGGGCACUGUGGUGUCGGAAGAAUCGUUGAGUGCCGAUAAGCUGUACAACAUACUCGAUGCAUUUUCGAAAGUUAAACAAAGAGUCAUUAUGAAGUUCGAUUCUGAAAAAUACAAAAUACAGUUACCAGUGAAUGUAAAAAUGGUCAAAUGGUUUCCACAGCGAGAUCUCUUAGCUCAUCCAAAGGUACUACUAUUUAUAUCACACGCUGGUAUGAUGAGCGUAAUCGAAACAAUACACUGUGGUAAACCAAUGGUAGCUAUACCGAUAUUUGGCGAUCAAAUGUUUAAUACCAAUUUGUUGGUUGGAAAACAAGUGGCUGUCGCUAUAGAAUACAAACAUUUGGAUAGUGAUCAUCUUUUCAAUGCUAUUAAUGAAGCAUUGGCCGAGAAAUAUACGAUUAACAUGAAAAAACUGCAACAGUUGUAUAAUGAUCGACCACAAUCACCUCUCGAAACGGCAGUUUACUGGACUGAGUAUGUAAUAAGAAAUAAAAACAAAUCGAAAGAACUGUUAAAAAGUCAAAAGGUUCACUUAAAUUUGUAUCAAUCGAAUUUAAUUGAUAUAUUUGCUGCUUUUCUCCUCCCACUUAUUGUGGUAAUAUAUUUUAUACAAUGGAAAAUGAAACACAUAUUAUACAAUGGACAAUGAACGUCUAAAGCAGCAUUAAGUGAAUUAUCACUGAUGGCCGCAUGUAAAGGGUUGUGAUUGUUCUGUUUGUUCAUUGUUAAAAUGAUUUUAAUUUUGUUUUCAUAUCUAUUCUAGUCUCUAGAUUUCUAGUUUGAAAAAUGAAAAAUCCACUCGGAAAUUUAUAGCAACCCAAAACUGCUAUGGAAUACUAUUAUAUGGAAUACUAAAUAAAAAAAAUAAUCACCUUAAAA
Myzus persicae (green peach aphid) is the source of this 2093-nucleotide messenger RNA. Its product is annotated as UDP-glucuronosyltransferase 2B4-like. The transcript is spliced from 5 exons. Gene Ontology annotation, molecular function: UDP-glycosyltransferase activity. The coding region runs from base 355 to 1863 and encodes 502 amino acids. NCBI's taxonomy places the organism in Eukaryota, Metazoa, Arthropoda, Insecta, Hemiptera, Aphididae. The record is from RefSeq and is a predicted model, not a curated record.